Molecule: messenger RNA, 2554 nt
Organism: Corapipo altera (White-ruffed manakin)
Lineage: Eukaryota; Metazoa; Chordata; Aves; Passeriformes; Pipridae
Gene: IWS1
Product: IWS1, SUPT6H interacting protein
Exons: 15
Coding region: 91-2130 (679 amino acids)
Biological process (GO): poly(A)+ mRNA export from nucleus
Cellular component (GO): nucleus
Source: RefSeq, a predicted model, not a curated record
CUGAGCGGGGAGGCGCCAUCUUGUUCCUGUGUGAGGCGGCGGGGCCGGGGCAGCGCCGAGGGCAGUGCCCGCCGCCAGCCCGGGCCCGGCAUGGACACCGACUACUACGGCGGGGAGCAGUCAGAUGAUGGAGGAGCUACUCCAGUGCAAGACGAGCGAGACUCGGGAUCUGAUGUGGAAGAUGAAGGAAAUGAGCAGCAUUCUGGAUCGGAGAAUGGAAGUGUAGGGCACCAUUCAGAGAAUGAACACAGCGAUGGAGAGGAUGAUGGGCAAGUGGGAGAGCCUCAUAUGACAGACUCUGAAAAUGAAGAUAUCCCAAGGCAAAAGGACAGUGAUUCAGAUAAUGAGGAGCCUCCAAAUCACAACGUGAGUGAUUCAGACAAUGAAGCAGCUCACGGAGGGAAAGACAGUGAUUCUGAUACUGAGGACCCUCCAAACCGGCCUCUAAGUGACUCUGAAAACGAGGAGGCCUUAAAUCAUCGAGCGAGUGACUCUGAUAAUGGAGACCCUCCCAGGGACCCCAGCAGUGAUUUUGAAAACGAGGAAUCACACAAACAGCCGGGCAGCGACUCGGAGAGCGAGGAGCUCCAGAAGCAGCCGGGCAGCGACUCGGAGAGCGAGGACGUGGCCAGGCACAAACAGAUUGAGUCUGAGGACAGCGAUGGGGAGGACAGGAAGGAGGAGGUGCAGAAUGACUCUCAUCAUUCGGAUAAUGAACACGUAAGGGAAGGAUUUCAGGGCUCUGACAGUGAAGACGAAGCUCCUAAGAGACGUAAAAUAUCGGACAGCGAUGAAGAUGAGAAAGAGGAGGAGAAGACAGUGAAGAGGAAAACAGCCAUACUUUCUGACAGCGAGGACGAGAGUGAGAAAACACCAGCUGCCAAAAAGGUACGAAUCCUUUCUGAUGUGGAAGAAUCAGACAGUGAUGCUGCUUCGGAGAAGUCUGACAAAAGGAAGAAAAACAUUGUGUCAGAUAGUGAGGAGGAAGAAGAAGAAGAAGAAAGAAAAGAAAAUGCUGGGAAGAAGAAAGAAGAGAAAGAUCUGUUUGGCAGUGACAGUGAAUCUGGAAAUGAACAAGAGAACCUGAUUGCAGAUAUAUUUGGAGAAUCUGGUGAUGAGGAAGAGGAGGAAUUUACAGGUUUUAACCAGGAGGAUUUGGAGGAAGAGAAGGGUGAUGGAGACAUGAAGGAGACAGCAGAUGAAUCAGACUCUGAUGAUAACAUCAAAAGAGGGAAGCACAUGGACUUCAUGUCAGAUUUUGACAUGAUGCUCCAACGGAAGAAGAGUAUGAGCGGCAAGCGCCGGCGGAACCGCGACGGAGGGACGUUCAUCAGUGACGCAGACGAUGUGGUCAGUGCCAUGAUUGUCAAGAUGAAUGAAGCUGCUGAGGAGGAUCGACAGCUGAAUACACAAAAGAAGCCAGCACUAAAGAAAUUAACUUUGCUACCAACUGUAGUUAUGCAUCUUAAAAAGCAGGACCUCAAAGAAACUUUCAUCGAUAGUGGUGUUAUGUCUGCCAUCAAAGAGUGGCUUUCUCCUCUUCCAGACCGAAGUCUGCCAGCACUAAAGAUACGGGAGGAGCUUCUGAAGAUCCUGCAGGAGCUGCCCAGUGUGAGCCAAGAGACCCUGAAGCACAGUGGGAUUGGACGGGCUGUGAUGUAUCUCUACAAACACCCCAAAGAGUCGAGACCAAACAAGGACAUGGCAGGGAAGCUGAUCAAUGAAUGGUCUCGACCCAUCUUUGGCCUUACCUCAAACUACAAAGGCAUGACCAGAGAAGAGAGGGAACAGAGAGAUUUGGAACAGAUGCCUCAUCGAAGGAAAUUGAGCAGCUCUGGUGGGCAGACUCCCCGCAGAGACCUGGAGAAAGUGUUAACUGGAGAGGAAAAGGCUCUCAGGCCCGGGGAUCCCGGGUUCUGUGCCCGUGCGAGGGUGCCCAUGCCCUCCAACAAGGACUAUGUGGUCAGGCCAAAGUGGAACGUGGAGAUGGAGUCCUCCAGGCCCGGGACUAUUAAGAGAGGUAUUAGUCGCUUGGAAAAGCACAAGAGACGGUUUGCUGAACAGAAACGACUCAGCAAAGUGCAUCGGGCCAUCAAGUUCAGCAUUGAAGGCAACAGGAUGCCCCUGUAGCCAUGCCACUGCCUUCCCAAGUUGGAGAGUUCCAGGGGACCUCUAAGAAAGGGGUGAGUCGACUGGACAAACAGAUGCGGAAAUUCACAGAUAUCAGGAAAAAAAGCAGAUCGGCCCAUGCAGUGAAAAUCAGCAUUGAGGGUAAUAAGAUGCCAUUGUGACCCUUCACAGAAUACCCCAUGAGCUCUGCUGUCAGACAGUGCACCCACAGACUCUUUGGAGACCUUUAAAUUUUUUUACAACUUGUUUGGGGUUUUUUUAAUUGUUGGUUCAGGUUCUGGUAGAAGAUGUUGUCUGAGGACUGUGAAUAUGAAGACUUCUUUCUCCUGAUAGUAUUUAACUGGCCCUAUCAUGUCCUUUGUACAGAUCAUGUAUUUGUUGUAUUGCAACACUUCAGACAAUAAAACAUCUUCUGUUUUUUUGG